AUGGACUUAAACGAUGUGUCGGGGUGGUCGAAAGCAGAUCUCGCACUCAUAUUACUUUGUCAAUACUGCGUAAAAAGCGAAGAAAUGAGCAUCCUACUGAAUCCAUACUACUAUAUUAUCAAAAAUUUUAUAAAUAUGACAGGACAUAGUCACUUCUAUUCAAUGUGGCUAAACGUCCUAAUCAAAUCCUUUUACUGGAUGAUUAUAAUAAGUUAUAUGGCGGCACAGAUUGCAGGCAUGAUAACAGCAAUUGGUGAUUUAGAUUUAAUAUUUAGAUGCAUUCCACCGACUUGUUAUGUUUUAAUAGGUGCAAUAAUUUUUAUAAAUAACAAUCUACACAAAAAAGAAAUGGACAUGAUUUUUGAGAGAAUGCAAAAUGAUUGGGACAUAUUAACGUCAAAAGAUGAAGCUGAUAUUUUACACAAAUAUGGCAAAAGAUGCAGAUUUUACUCUUUUAUUUGCUUUUGUGGAUUCUUUGGAAAUGUUAUUUUUUAUUUUUUGGUACACACUAUUCCACAUGUGACAAAUCUUAUAAAACAAAAUAAUGCAGAAAGGCAAACUGUUUUUCAUCUUGAAUUUGGUAUAGAUCCGGAAAAAUAUUACUAUUUAAUACUUGUCCACAGUCAUGUGUCUGCAUAUUCUUGUACUGUUUUAAUGGUAACCGGAGAUACAACUUUUUUAAUGUGUCUUGAGCAUGCUUGUGGAAUAUUCGAAAUUAUAGGGCACAAAUUAGCGACUGCUAUAAAACAAAGUACUAUGUCAGAUGAUUACAGUUUACAACAAAAAAUGCAUAAUGAAAUUAAACUUUGCGUAGUAAUGCACAGAAAAAUUGUAUUAUUUAUCAACGAUGUCCAAAAUAUAUUUUCAACUCCCUAUCUAUUGAUUAUUGGUCUUUGUAUAAUAGAUUUAAGCAUUACCGGAGUACAAACCGUGAUAAAUAUACAUAGCCCUAAGGCAGCUAUACAGUUCGGAUGUUAUUCUAUGGGACAAGUGUUGCAUAUUUUUAUUUUAACUGUUCCAACUCAGCAUUUACUGGACAACAGCCUUAUACUUUCCACCAGAAUAUAUGAAGCAGAUUGGUACAAUCUCUCUAACAAAAUGAAAAAAUUAUUACUUUUAAUAAUGAGAAAAGGUGCUGAACCGACAACAUUUAUAGUUGGAAAAAUAUUCAUCCUUUCACUACAAAUUUUUACAAAGAUAAAUGUGAUCAAGCAAAAUAUUUUGUCAUUCAAUUAUUGCUUUUCUGAAAAACAGGCUUCAGAGAUGGUUUUAAUCUCAAGGAAAGAAAUUUUAGAAAAUAUUUCAACCGAUAAUGGUAUUGAAACGGGUGUACACUUACGUAAUCUGAGACAAAGCGUUUCUUCUGUCAUAUCAAAACGAAAAGCUAAAUUUGAGAAAGCUUCUAGAAAGAAAGCAAUAUUUGAAAGCGAAAAUGAAAAGUGGUUGAAUGGACCUUUGUAUAUUCCAAAUCUUGAAAUAGAUGAGCCUUCAGGAACUUUCUCUAGCUUCCAAAUUAAGCCUGGUCGUCCGAAACUUUAUUUCUCGGAAAUGUCAGAUCGAUCUAAAAGACGAGAUGCUAUGCAGGUAAGUGAACUUUGUAAGAAUGAUCCUUUAAGAAUACUAAAGGCUGCAGAGGCAGGUGCGAAAAAAUCUAAGAUGAGUGAAUUAUCUGCGAUUAUAAAGAAAAUUUUAAAGUCUUCUGAAUACAUAGAAAUUGAACGCCAGUUAACCUCAGUAUCCUCAGUAGUGCCGAAGUCUGCUGAAGAAGCAUUGACCUUUAUACUAGACAAUAAUUUAUCAAAAGCCGUUUAUACAAAUAUGCGUUUAGCGUCAAUUUCAAGUGGAGCAGAUAUUUGGCCAGCUUAUAAUAAAAUAAAGGAUGUUAAAGCUCAAUGCAGGCCCCCUAAAGAAGAAAUUGUAAUUAAUGAAAAAGAAGCUAAAGUCAGCCUUCAAUUUAUUUUGAGGCAUACAGCAGAAAGAGUUGUUCAACUUCAAAAUGAAGUUAUAAUUGAAGCUCCAAUAAAAUCGAAUUCAAAAAUGCUUGAAUCAGUAUUCAUUUUUUCUUGA
Molecule: messenger RNA, 2067 nt
Organism: Leptopilina heterotoma
Lineage: Eukaryota; Metazoa; Arthropoda; Insecta; Hymenoptera; Figitidae
Exons: 10
Coding region: 1-2067 (688 amino acids)
Biological process (GO): sensory perception of smell; detection of chemical stimulus involved in sensory perception of smell
Cellular component (GO): plasma membrane
Molecular function (GO): odorant binding; olfactory receptor activity
Source: RefSeq, a predicted model, not a curated record